Impatiens glandulifera is the source of this 1532-nucleotide messenger RNA. Its product is annotated as F-box protein SKIP23-like. NCBI's taxonomy places the organism in Eukaryota, Viridiplantae, Streptophyta, Magnoliopsida, Ericales, Balsaminaceae. The coding region runs from base 85 to 1278 and encodes 397 amino acids. The record is from RefSeq and is a predicted model, not a curated record. The transcript has a single exon.
UGCGUGGUCAAUUAAUUGCCAAAAUCUGGACGCUACCUGAAGAAGAAGAAGAAAGAAGCUACGGCUCUGGGAGCUCGACAAGAAAUGGCGGUUGACUGGUCGGAGCUUCCACCGGAGAUGAUCUCCGCUAUCGCCGAUCAACUCAAACUCCACAUUGAUUAUAUCCGAUUCCGAGCUGUCUGCAAGUCAUGGCGACUCUCAACCAAAACCAUCCCUAUCCAUCUCCCUUCCCAGUUACCAUGGCUAAUGCUCCCUCAAAACGGAGCUUACCAAACCCGUCGCCGCGGAUUCUUCUCCAUCUCCUCCAACAAACUCCACUUCCUCAACCUUCCUGAAGCCUCCCACCGUCGACGCAGCUGCGGUUCCUCCCAUGGCUGGCUCGUCAUCCUCGACGAGUCUCCUUCCAUCUUCCUUCUAAAUCCCCUCACAAGGGAACGAAUCAAUUUACCGCCUCUUUCAGUCUUCCCAAACGUAGUCGAUUUCGAUUUCUACCGCGUCGGUCGCGAGUAUAUCCUACAGUACGCUGCCGGCGGCGAUACUUAUGCCCGAAGUUUAAAGCACAUGCGCGAUUAUUUCAUCAAGAAGGUAAUUCUUUCCACUAAUCCGUCGAAUGAUUCUGAUUUCAUCGCGUUAGCAAUUUUGAACCAAUCAGGCGAUCUUGCGUUCUGUAAGAAAGGCGACCAGUCAUGGAGGAUUAUAGAAAACGCACAAUCCUACUGUGAAGAUGUUAUAUAUCGCGGCGGCGACGGAUUGUUUUAUGCGGUGGAUAAUUUCGGGAAAAUUGCUGUUUGUGAUCUUCACGGAGAUUCGCCUAGGGUUUCAUUUAUUGAAUUGUCGAGGCAGAGACGCGGCGAUAUGCAGUAUUUGGUGGAAUCUUCCGGUGAAUUGUUGCUUGUUACUCGUUAUCUAGACUAUUUAUUCAUCGACAAUCAGUUCGGGAUGGAGUUCAAAACAGUGGAAUUUAAAGUGCACAAGCUUGAUAUCAGUGGCCCCCCGAAAUGGGAUAGAGUUGAGAGCUUGGGCAACCUGAUGUUGUUCUUGGGCGAGAAUUCAUCAAUGGCAUUCUCAGCAUCUGAUUUCCAUGGAUGCAAGGGGAACAGCAUAUACUUCACUGAUGAUUAUUCGGACUUGAGCUUUGAUGGUUGUGUAGGGAAUCAAGACAUUGGAAUUUACAACUUCGAUGAUGAUACUCUGGAACAGUUGCCCUGUUAUCCCUACAAUUCAAACUUCCGGCUAAGGUGGCCUCCUCCCAUCUGGAUUAGUCCAAAUCCAUGUUAAGCCAGACAGACAGACAGGUAAGUUCAAUCAAUCAAUCUCAAGUGUGAAUUUGUGCCUUUGAGUGAUUAUGACCAUGAAUUGGACUUUGUAUUUAUUUAUUUAUUUAUUUAGUUGUACUGCUGUAAUAAGAAGUUCAUGAAUCCUGUGAAUAUUCAUGUCAAAUGAACUGGUUAUGAUUGAAGAAAGCUAAUAAGGAAGAUUGUAUGUGUCAACUUAAAUAAUACACUUUUGUCUGCACUGGUUUUAUAUUGCCA